UUGUCCGCAAAUCACAAGUGGGUCAUAAAAAAAUCGAAGCUUUUGUCUGCUUUUUACUCUCUCAGCGACGCCUCUUCUCGCCUACUCUCUCUCGUUGACUCCACUUUGCUCCUCUUAUCUGACAACUCUCAGAAAAGAAUCUGAUGGGUGUGAUCGAUGUCCAGGGCCCCCCAUCGUCUUACAUUCUAAGAAAGUCUCAACCUUUGAGGAGAAACAUCACUAGGGUUCACUGUGUUAAGACCACAAGUGAGAAGUUAACCAUGGGAGACUCUUUUAUCCGACCACACUUGAGACAACUAGCUGCUUAUCAGCCAAUCUUACCCUUUGAGGUUCUGUCUGCUCAAUUAGGAAGAAAGCCUGAGGAUAUUGUCAAGUUAGAUGCUAAUGAGAACCCUUAUGGUCCUCCUCCUGAGGUUUUUGAAGCGUUAGGUAAUAUGAAGUUCCCUUACGUCUACCCUGAUCCUCAAAGUCGUAGGCUUCGUGAUGCACUUGCUCAAGACUCUGGUCUUGAGUCUGAGUACAUUCUUGUUGGUUGUGGUGCUGAUGAACUUAUCGAUUUGAUCAUGAGAUGUGUGUUGGAUCCUGGGGAGAAGAUUAUAGACUGUCCUCCUACUUUCUCAAUGUAUGUGUUUGAUGCUGCUGUCAAUGGAGCAGGUGUCAUAAAAGUUCCAAGGAACAGUGAUUUCAGCUUGAAUGUAGACCGCAUUGCUGAAGUUGUUGAACUAGAGAAACCCAAAUGCAUAUUCCUAACGUCUCCCAACAAUCCAGAUGGGAGUAUCAUCAGUGAAGAUGAUCUGUUGAAGAUCCUUGCCAUGCCAAUACUUGUUGUCCUAGAUGAAGCCUACAUCGAGUUCUCAGGAGUUGAAUCAAGGAUGAAAUGGGUUAAAAAGUAUGAGAACUUAAUCGUUCUCCGCACAUUUAGCAAACGAGCUGGUUUGGCCGGGCUUCGAGUUGGAUAUGGAGCGUUUCCAUUGAGCAUAAUCGAGUACUUGUGGAGAGCCAAGCAACCAUACAACGUCUCUGUUGCAGGGGAAGUAGCAGCACUAGCAGCACUCUCAAACGAGAAGUACUUAGAAGAUGUGAGAGACGCGUUGGUACGGGAAAGAGAGAGACUCUUCGGGCUUUUGAAAGAAGUGCCGUUCUUGAAUCCUUUCCCUAGCUACUCUAACUUCAUUCUCUGUGAGGUUACAUCUGGAAUGGAUGCAAAGAAGCUGAAAGAGGAUCUGGCUAAGAUGGGUGUGAUGGUGCGUCAUUACAAUAGUCAAGAGCUUAAAGGUUAUGUUCGAGUUUCUGCUGGAAAGCCUGAACAUACUGAUGCUCUCAUGGAUUGUCUUAAGCAGUUUUAUUGACUUUAUCAUUUGUUUGGAACUCAUUGAAACAAAUGAAAAGACUGUUAUGAGUUCUCUGUUUUUUUAGUUUGGGAUCACUUUGUUGGGUUAAAUCUUUAAGACUUCAGUUAAUGAGAUAUUUGCAAUAAGAGAAGCCUUUCUUGUAUUGUAA
Messenger RNA from Eruca vesicaria subsp. sativa (arugula), 1500 nucleotides. The record is from the annotation of a GenBank genome assembly. NCBI's taxonomy places the organism in Eukaryota, Viridiplantae, Streptophyta, Magnoliopsida, Brassicales, Brassicaceae.